Messenger RNA from Oxyura jamaicensis (ruddy duck), 735 nucleotides. RefSeq names its product AMP deaminase 2-like. Gene Ontology annotation, cellular component: cytosol. Gene Ontology annotation, molecular function: AMP deaminase activity. Lineage: Eukaryota; Metazoa; Chordata; Aves; Anseriformes; Anatidae. The transcript has 4 exons. Gene Ontology annotation, biological process: IMP salvage; AMP metabolic process. Bases 16 to 693 code for a protein of 225 amino acids. The record is from RefSeq and is a predicted model, not a curated record.
CUGCCACCAACCGGGAUGUGGCACCCGGCUGCCCGCACCCGGCGGUGGCACGCCUGGGGACGCCACCACCUUCCUGCCACCGGGGACCGGGGGCAGCCCCCCGGGGGGGGGGCGCGAGGCCGUGUCCCCGUCUCACCGGCCGCUGGCCGUGCCCGCAGGCUCUUCAAGGAGCAGAGCGAGGACCUGGUGGACCACGUCCCCAAGGACCGUGACGCGCUGCUGGAGCGGGAGUUCCAGCGCGUCACCAUCUCCGGGGAGGAGAAGUGCGGGGUGCCCUUCACGGACCUGCUGGACGCGGCCAAGAGCGUGGUGAAGGCGCUGUUCCUGCGGGAGAAGUACAUGGGGCUGUCGCUGCAGAGCUUCUGCAAAACCACCGCCCGCUACCUGCAGGAGCUCUCCGAGAAGCCCCUGGAGACCCGCGGCUACGAGGAGGUGCCCGAGACCCCCGUGGCCGCCGAUGCCCCCGUGCACCCCCCGUUCGCGGAGCAGCACCCCUACGAGAAGUGGGACCCCCAGACCAUGCCGGCCGACCUGGGCUUCGGGCUGAAGAUGGUGGAUGGCGUGGUGCACGUCUACACCAAGCAGGACCCCACCGACAAGAGCACGGAGCUGGACCUGCCGUACCCCGACCUGCAGGAGUUCAUCGCCGACAUGAAUUUCCUCAUGGCUUUGAUCAUCAACGGGCCCAUGUGAGGAGAAGGGCCCCGCCGUGGGGGUGGGCACCUUGGGGACAGC